AUGAAACUCGAUAAAGACAAAUCGGGUUCCAUCGAUAGGGAAGAAUUUCUUUCUAUUCCACAAAUCGCAAACAAUCCAUUAGCAUCAAGAAUGAUUGCAAUAUUUGAUGAGGACGGUGGUGGUGAUGUGGAUUUCAAGGAAUUUAUUGCUGGAUUGAGUACAUUUAGUGCAAAAGGAAAUAAAGUUGAAAAACUGCGUUUUGCUUUCAAGGUUUAUGAUAUGGAUAGAGAUGGAUUUAUUUCAAAUGGCGAGCUGUUUCUCGUCCUAAAAAUGAUGGUUGGAAAUAACCUCAAGGACAAUCAACUUCAACAGAUUGUUGAUAAAACGAUCAUGGAAGCUGAUAAAGAUAUGGAUGGGAAAAUUUCGUUUGAGGAAUUCUGCGCGGUGGUGGAAUCAACCGAUAUCUCAAAGAGUCUAACCUUGACUGAAUUUUAG
Messenger RNA from Acaulospora morrowiae, 435 nucleotides. The record is from the annotation of a GenBank genome assembly. NCBI's taxonomy places the organism in Eukaryota, Fungi, Glomeromycota, Glomeromycetes, Diversisporales, Acaulosporaceae.